AUGGAACGUUACAAUCCUCCCCGUCGCUACAGCACAAGGCGUAGCGCUCUAUACAGAAAUGAUUCAGCUGAGGAAACGCUUCGUACUGGUAUCAAACUCCACAGAAAGAGCCAGCCAAUCCUGCAGCCAACUACAGUAAAGACGAGGAUGCUCCCUGUUCGAGAGAGCUUUGGAAGUGUAACUCAGAGGAGCUGCUACAAGAUAGAGGUUUAUGUCAUCCCUGGGAUACUGCCUGGAUAUUACUUGUCUCCAGAGACUCGGAAUAUGUUUCUUACUUUCAGCAAGCACUGCGGUAUAAAUGGCUAUAAUACAGAAGAGACGCAGUUACCGACUGGAAAUAGUACAUAUACCUUGGAAAAGAAUUUCAAACCACCAAUGAUAUUUGAUUUACACCUUAAAGCAGACAGCUAUCCAGUUCAGUCUUUAUUGCGUAAUACGUGUGCUAUUCCCUUAAGUGGCGGAGAGGAUAUCGGGCCAAGAGAAGUGGUGGAUGUGGAGGUGCCUUUACCUCCACUGAAACAUUACGUUUACAACCGUGAUCAUGGUGGGGAGAAUUAUGAGAAGUCUAAUUUUGAGAGAUACUACAAGGGAGAGUUAAUAAGCUCUCAAUCUACUACGGCGCGGCCUGCGGAACGUAUGGCGGGAGAAUCUUGGUUCUUGGAUACCGAGUCGGAUGAAAGCGGCUGUUCUUCUGACGAAGGAACUAUAAUUUGGGCGCCCGAAAAAGACAACGUAUCUGCCAAUGUCACACGAUCUCUGGUAACGAGCUCUUUAAGUGACGACGACGGCACUCAGACCUCCUCCCUCUCUUCCUCACCUACAUCAUUGAAGAUUAUUCUCAACAUGUCGGAAGAUAUGAAUAACUUCACCAAAGUGGUCGGUCAGAAUUGCUCCUCUGAAUCCCUCCAUAUUCAAGCUUCACCAUCAACCUCCGGGAAGCACAUCACGUCGGUAGAUAGAGAGGCCUUAGUGAUUACAGACAUUGAUUCCAGUUCUUUCGUAUCGAUGUCAGUAAAUGAGAACGUUGAUCUUCAUACUUCUCAAAGGCCAAGUACUACAACUACCUGGUGCUCUGAACCGGACUAUAAAGGUACCAAACAUCUCUAUAACACUACAAGGCACCUGUCGAGAAUCAUGCAACAAAAUACUCGUCCGCUCACCCCCGCCGAAUUAGCUACUCUCGAACUCGAGGCAAUGGUGAUUGAAGACAACACCCAUCCCAAGCCUCCUAGGAGCAGGAGCUCAAACAAUGUUAGCACCUUCUUUAGAAGAGAGUCAGGUAGCAGUACCUCUAUUCACACUGCUCAUUCCGCUCCAAUACCCGCCCCAGCAACCGAAAGAAAAAGAACCUCCGCAGGAUUUCUCAGUGUGGAAAUGGAUCUCAGACUAAGGCGUGCCCGUGCUGAGGUUGAUAGCCUUAGAGAGACCGAACAACUUCAAGCCUCUCGUGGCAAGACUCUCAGUCACUCAUCCAUUAGAGCAGAGAGAGCUGAACUCUCUCAAAGUCAGAUUUCAACUGGCUCCCUCAAUCCCACUACCCCUACAGUUGAUCACUUCCAGGAAUACAUGACGCACUUUGAUCUCGACAAUGUGACCAACCCUCCGGCAAAGGGAUUUAUGGAGUCUGACGACUCAUCCGGUGAAGACGACAACGCAUCGGUUGGAACCAUUGUUCCUCCAAAGCCGACCAAGCCUCGGGGAGAGAGAGUGCAGAGAAGACGCAGGGUCAAGAAAGAAAAGCCGGUGAAGAAGUACAUCUUCUACGUUCCUGACAAUUUUGAGGAGCUUCUGGCUCAAGCACCAACCGAACCUCCGACAAGGCCUUUGCCUCCCAUUCCUACUGAGGCUCAGGCCCCAACUCCACUCCCGAAGGGACCUCUACCUCCGCUUCCAAGGGUAGCUCUCUCUCAAUCCGCCGAGGUUGAGGAGUCAACUCCCAAGAUUGAAGCGUUAACGAAGGAGUAUAGUGACUACCUAAACAACAUCAAUCGGGAUGAGUCAACCAGAGUUAAAUGCAAGAACAAAACGGAGCACAAGCCUGGGCUAGAGGCUGAUCUUGAAGCAUUUAUGGAAAGCGAGUCUCUAGCGGCGGACUGGAUGAGGGCGAAAAGAAAGAUCUAA
Messenger RNA from Morchella sextelata, 2121 nucleotides. RefSeq lists its product as uncharacterized. The transcript is spliced from 5 exons. NCBI's taxonomy places the organism in Eukaryota, Fungi, Ascomycota, Pezizomycetes, Pezizales, Morchellaceae. The coding region runs from base 1 to 2121 and encodes 706 amino acids. The record is from RefSeq and is a predicted model, not a curated record.